Molecule: messenger RNA, 684 nt
Organism: Sciurus carolinensis (gray squirrel)
Lineage: Eukaryota; Metazoa; Chordata; Mammalia; Rodentia; Sciuridae
Gene: Cldn25
Product: claudin 25
Exons: 1
Coding region: 1-684 (227 amino acids)
Biological process (GO): cell adhesion; bicellular tight junction assembly
Cellular component (GO): bicellular tight junction; plasma membrane
Molecular function (GO): structural molecule activity
Source: RefSeq, a predicted model, not a curated record
AUGGCCUGGAGUUUACGUGGGAGAGUCCAGCUUGGGGGACUGCUCCUUUCUCUCCUUGGCUGGGUCUGCUCCUGUGUCACCACUAUCCUGCCCCAGUGGAAGACUCUCAAUCUGGAAUUGAACGAAAUGGAGACCUGGAUUAUGGGGCUUUGGGAGGCCUGCGUGAAUCAGGAAGAAGUUGGCACUGUGUGCAAAGCCUUUGAGUCCUUCUUGUCUCUGCCCCAGGAGCUCCAGGUAUCUCGCAUCCUCAUGGUAGCCUCCCAUGGGCUGGGACUGUUGGGCCUUCUGCUUUCUGGCUGUGGGUCUGAAUGCUUCCAGUUUCACAGGAUCCAAUUCAAGAGGCAGCUCUGCCUCUUGGGAGGGUCAUUGGAAGCAUCAGCUUCAGCCACUACCCUCUUUCCCGUCUCCUGGGUGGCCUAUGCCACAGUCCGAGACUUCUGGGAUGACAGCAUCCCUGAGAUUGUACCACGGUGGGAGUUUGGAGAUGCCCUCUACCUGGGCUGGGCUGCUGGUACUUUCCUGGCUUUUGGUGGAUUACUCCUCAUCUUCUCUGUGUGCCUGGGAAAAGAAGAUGUGCCUUCUCCCUGGAUGGCCCAUCCCACAGCCCCACCAUCCUGUACUCUCCCAGAGGAAUUUGAUGGCUCCUUCCACCUCACCCCAAGACCUACGAGCCUGCUCAUCUAG